AAAAAAGAAGAAAAAAGACAAUCUAAGAGAGAAUAUCUGUACGGCCUAAGCUGUUUAUUACACUCCAACUUUUCCAUAUUUUUUCACCUUUCAACCAUAAACACAUUUUACUGGGAUUUUAUGCGGCAGAGUAACAGAGUAGAGGAUAACUUACUAGAUCAGACUUACUGUGACCCAACCGUUUCUCCUGAAACAUCACCAAUGAUGCAUGGGAAAGGAAACCGAUUGCAAGGAUCCUUAAAAAACCCAAAGAAAAAUCGAGAACCUGCUACAGGUUCAAGUGAGACUUCUGCUGGAUAAUCCCAAAAACAAAAUCAUCCAGGUUUUUAAAGCCCAUGGAUGAGAGGAAAAACUUUAGCUUUCAUGGCCAGCUAAGCAAGGUUGAUGAACUCAACAAGCUACUUUUGCAACUACGUCACUAAAUCAUUCGAGGCGCCAUGACAGACGUCGGAAGUGAGGGACGAAGUAUUGAACAGAGCAAUUGAAAUUGUUUUCCAAAGUUAUUUUGCCAGUUUAUUCAUGGCUUCUAACUUGUUCGAGUCGAGCUAAUUUGUCUGUGAACGUAACACACCUGGUUGGGGCUCAUAGACGGCGGUAUUUACCAAGUUUGGAAACAGCUAGCUUAGAAACCGACCCUAACCUCCUCCCUCCUGAUGUGCUGAUCAAAGUACCGACUUUGUCUGAAUUCACACCACAUGAUUUAUAUCACUAUGUCUUAAACAUUGUUUCCCCUUAAACCGGAAAAGCAGUAGAAAAACGUAGAAAAGACGAGAUGCUAGCCAGUUUGUCCAUACAUGCUAGGCUACAUGACGGUGCGGCACUGAUUCCAUGGUUACCAAUGGUUGGACGCUUACCUUCUCCAUAAUGCAAUAUCUUUCUAAUUACAUUAACUAAUAAAGUACAUUGUGGCGUAUACAAUGUAUAUAUUUCACACCCGAAUGUAUACUUUUAUUGUGAAAGGGGAGAAGGUGAGGUAGUCUUCUUACCUGACAAAAACUGUUCACUGUUACACCGAGGGCUGCCAGUCAUUAUGAUUGACAGCUGCUAUCAUUUGCCGCCGCGUCGUUCCUCUUUAAAUGUUAAGUAAUAAAAUGGCAAGUUUGGUUUUCAUCCUUAUCCGUUUCUGUAGCCCAUCGCGCAGCAUCCUGUGAGCAUUUUUAAAGUGAAAUAAACUGAAUAAAAGCGAUAUUAGGCUACCACAUGUCAGUUUUUUGGCUAACUUUAAAGGAGCGCAUUGGUUGUUUUUGCUAGCUAAAGGCUAGAACUGUUCAUAGCUUCUCUCUUCCGGUCUCCGAAGGACCCGGAUGCAAACCCAGAAUUCGAAAACAGCUUUUAACACAAGUCUAGAAAACGUGACUUAUUACGUGAGAACAUCGAAUUCGGCGGGUUUGAUGCCUAUGACUUGUGAACGGACGUCAUAUAGAUGUUUAUUUGCUCUCUGUUCUUCUCUAAUCCUCACUUUGCAGUCGUUUGUCGCAGAGUACGGAUUAGUUUAUUGUUGAUCUCGCUGUUAGAGCAGAAAACGUGAAACCUAUCCUCAAACCAGCAAUUAUGCCAAGCGGAAUGCGUUCUCCAAUUGUAGAGACCCGGAACAUCACAGUCAACAUCCUGAGGGGUUUAAUCCACCCACUUUUCACCAACUUAACCUGGAUGGAGUGGAUGCUUCUGGCAACAGGGGACCCCGCUCGCACCACCACCUGCAUUCUGGUCAGGAUUUUGAAAGAUAUCCUGGAGCUCUUUAUAGCCAACGCUCUGGAUAGUCUUCCUAAGGACAACUGCAGCACUGAAGCAAUUGAAGCAAUCGUAGGCAACAAGUUGCCUGAAGCCUUUGCUAAGGUCGUAAAGGUUGGCGGAGAAGUCCGAACAGAACAUACUGACAAUUUAAACCAUCUCAUUGUCAAAUAUGUGGUGGAAAGAGUCAAUUCCAUCUUAGACUCUGACUCUAACGACAAUCCACGCAAUCACGUUGAUGAAGCAAUCAACGAUAUGGUUGGCGAAAUCAAAGUAGUGGUUAAGGAUCUGUUUGUCAGAUUGCACGCAUCUAGUAAGGAACCCAGGAAAGCCGUUGUCCGCCCAGUUGAGCCACAAUCUAUGCUCAAAGGUCUGAAAGGAAGGAUCAAGGGUUUUUUCACCAAGUUCACUAGGAAACAUUCUUCUAGGGUGGCUCCGGUGAACCUACCAGAAAAACCAGGAAUCUCCCACAUCAUGGCCAACAAAACUGUGGCCAUGGAAGCCUUGAUUCCUCCAGAGAUCUUCACCAAAGAUCUGCUGGAAGAGGAAUUACACCUGGAGGCCAGGUGUCAUGAAAUCUCACCUGUGGAGGCUUACAUUCCUCAAGAUGAUGUGUCAGACAUCAUAGAUCUAGAAACCUAUCUACCAGAGAUUUUGUCAACCAAAGGCUCACAGGUACAAUCAUUAGAACUGGAGCCAAGAUUUGAAAUCAUACCCAGGGAGGCCUUCGUUUACACGAAGACCUUGCAGGAAGAGGAUUUCGAGCCAGAGCCCAAAUUUGAUGAGAUCACACCUGUGGAGCCAUUCAUUGGGUCAUUUUAAAUUUGUUUAAUACUUAGUUAGGUCAUUUUUAAAUUGGUAGUAGUUAGGUGAUUUUAUAAUUGUGUUUACUAGUAAGUUAGGUCUUUUUAAAUUGUUGAGCAGUUAGUUGGGUCUUUUAAAAUUGUUGAACAGUUAGUUAGGUCUUUUUAAAUUGGUAGUAGUUAGUUAGGUCUUUUUAAAUUGUUG
Molecule: messenger RNA, 2739 nt
Organism: Xiphophorus maculatus (southern platyfish)
Lineage: Eukaryota; Metazoa; Chordata; Actinopteri; Cyprinodontiformes; Poeciliidae
Exons: 2
Coding region: 1552-2553 (333 amino acids)
Source: RefSeq, a predicted model, not a curated record